GCAGUGGCCAUGUGGCUGAGAGCUGUGCCGCAGGGCAAGGGCCUGUUGGUGCUUCAGGAUGGCCUUGACUAUAUGACACGUGACGGUCCAAGGCGUUUGCUUGCAAGGUUGUUGUGCAGACACAAAGGUCUACAUUUGCUUGUGACACUGUCACGGAAAGGAAGCCAGGCACAAGGCUUGGAUGAGAAGCCUCUGAGUCCGCACGUCACUGAAUUGGGGCGGGUUGUGCCUUUGCCAUCGCUUUCUCAUCACGAAGCUGCACAGGUGUUCGUAUCACUUCUCUAUCGUCGUGGGCAAGAUCGGCUACUGAAUGGCCUUACCCGGGACAAGGCGGUCGAGCUCUUGCAAGAUGAGAAGUUGCUGCGAAAUUGCAAGGGACAACUUGGUGAGGUUCUGAGCGCAGUGGAUGAAGCGAUUUCAGCCCAGACACUACUCUUUGACAGGACUCCUAAUGGAUCCUGA
Messenger RNA from Durusdinium trenchii, 462 nucleotides. Lineage: Eukaryota; Dinophyceae; Suessiales; Symbiodiniaceae. The record is from the annotation of a GenBank genome assembly.